Dictyostelium purpureum is the source of this 1752-nucleotide messenger RNA. RefSeq lists its product as uncharacterized. The record is from RefSeq and is a predicted model, not a curated record. Lineage: Eukaryota; Evosea; Eumycetozoa; Dictyosteliales; Dictyosteliaceae. The coding region runs from base 1 to 1752 and encodes 583 amino acids. The transcript has a single exon.
AUGAAUGAUAUUCAAUUUCACAAUUUUAAUGACCACUAUUUAGACUCGGAUCCACUAAGCUCAUCAAAGGAGUCAUUUCCAUUUUAUCAUGAAAGCAAAUUUAUUAAUGAUUUCGAUAUUUUUAAUAUCGGUGAAACAAAUACAACUCAAAAUGAUUUCCAAUCUCAACCAUCAACAUUAGAUGAAGAUUUUCUUAGUACCCCCGAUAUCUCAUCAAAUCAAAUUAAAGAAACCAGUAUGUCAAGCUAUCAAAGUAUUGCCUCGUUUCAAUCCGAAUUUGAAUGUGAUCCAAUAAAUUUUAAUCAGGAUUCACAAAAUAACAACAAUUAUAAUAUAACCCAAAACCAAAAUAAUAAUUUCCAACCUCCACAACAACAAAAUAUACAAAUACAACAACAACAUCAACAACAACAACAACAAAUACUACAACCAUCCAAUUAUUUUCAAUACCAAUUUGUUGAACAACCAAUUCAAUAUCAACAACCUACUCAACAAAUACAAAACCAACAAAUAAAUUUACAACAACAACAAUAUCAAAGUCAACAACAACAACUAACGCUACAACAACAACAACAACAACAACAACAACAACAACAACAACAACAAUUACUACAACAACAACAAUUUUUUCAACAACCAAUAUUUAUUCAACCACAUGACUCACAGCAGUUCAAUCAAUUCUUUCAUCAUUACCAAAUGCAACAAUAUUAUAUUCAACAACAAAAACUACAACAAAUAUUUGCACAAAAUAUGCAACAAAACCAAAUCUGUUUUUCAAGAAACACCCCUUUUUAUACUCAAUGUGGUAUUAUCCCAAUAACAGACAAUACAACAAAUACUCAAAUUCAAGUAGACCAAUCAACCAAUCAAGCCUAUAUGGCCAUGGUUUAUAAACAAACUGGUGACUAUUUCGCACACAUUCAAACGAAACCAGAAGAUUCAUUAUCCCAAAGUACCUCAUCAUCCUCCUCAUCCCCAACAAUGACCUCCGAAAUAAAUAAUUUAAAUGAGGUUUUUGAAAAAUCUGUAAAUAUCCAAACACCUGUAAAUACUCAAACAUCUGUAAAUAAUCCAACAUCAACUACAACAACCAACACAACUACAACAACAAAAAUUCCCAUAAUAAAGAUUCCGAAAUCAUCAAAAAAACUCCCAGGUAAAAGAAGAAAAGUUUCAAAGUCAUGUGAAAACCUAAAUUACACAAGCUCCACAUUCUCUUGGAAUGGAAAUAAGGGUUUAUCCAUAUCGGCUGGUGUUCUUCCAUCACGUGAAACUAAAAAAAAUACUCCAAAAGAAGAAAAAUUUUCAUUUGAAGAAGGAAGAAAAACCUAUUUAUGUAAAAAAUGUGGGGAUGUUAAAAAGAAUCAUAAAUGCCCAAAGGGUGAACCACAAAAAAGAAAAAAGAGAUCACAAAAAAAAGAAAACGAACCAAUAAAAGUUAAAAUAGAAAAUGAACAAGAUGGCACCUAUUAUAAUAAUUAUAACAAUAAUAAUAGUAAUAUUAAUUAUGAAAAUAAUACUUACCACCAACAAAGUGUCAUUCAAGCCAAUGAUCAGCAUUCACAAUUUUAUGAACAUGAGCCAUACAAAUUCACCCAUCAAGAAUCAAACUAUGCACCUUUCAUCAAUGAUGAUGUUGAAUUAGUACCAUCAUUCGUAGAAUUUGAUGAGUCACUUUCCCUAAGCUCUAAUCAAAAUAAUCAAAAUAUAAAUAAUAUUUUUAUCAAAAAUGAAAUUGAAGUAAAAAUAUAA